AUGAAUAGCCGCAAGAUUCUGUCAGCACCCGAGGGUGCUAAAGCUGCCGGCCUUGACUGCGGCAACCUCACAAAUCACCGUCCCAGCGCCCAUGAAAGCCAGCCGACCUUUACACUCAUAGAGGACCUUCAGGCUACGUGUCCGCCCCAUCCAGUGUCACGCCCCUUCCAGUGUCCGCCCCUUCCAGUGUCCCGCCCCUUCCAGUCUCCCAACCCUUCCAGUGUCCCGCCCCAUCCAGUGUCACGCCCCUUCCAGUGUCCGCCCCUUCCAGUGUCCCGCCCCUUCCAGUCUCCCAACCCUUCCAGUGUCCCGCCCCAUCCAGUGUCACGCCCCUUCCAGUGUCCCGCCCCUUCCAGUGUCCCGCCCCAUCCAGUGUCACGCCCCUUCCAGUCUCCCAACCCUUCCAGUGUCCCGCCCCAUCCAGUGUCACGCCCCUUCCAGUCUCCCAACCCUUCCAGUGUCCCGCCCCAUCCAGUGUCACGCCCCUUCCAGUCUCCCAACCCUUCCAGUGUCCCGCCCCAUCCAGUGUCACGCCCCUUCCAGUGUCACGCCCCUUCCAGUGUCCGCCCCUUCCAGUGUCACGCCCCUUCCCGUGUCCCGCCCCUUCCAGUCUCCCAACCCUUCCAGUGUCCCGCCCCAUCCAGUGUCACGCCCCUUCCAGUGUCACGCCCCUUCCAGUCUCCCAACCCUUCCAGUGUCCCGCCCCUUCCAGUCUCCCAACCCUUCAAGUGUCCCGCCCCAUCCAGUGUCACGCCCCUUCCAGUGUCCCGCCCCUUCCAGUCUCCCAACCCUUCCAGUGUCCGCCCCUUCCAGUCUCCCAACCCUUCAAGUGUCCCGCCCCAUCCAGUGUCACGCCCCUUCCAGUGUCACGCCCCUUCCAGUCUGCCGCCCCUUCCAGUGAAAAAAUAUUAA
Molecule: messenger RNA, 912 nt
Organism: Gadus macrocephalus (Pacific cod)
Lineage: Eukaryota; Metazoa; Chordata; Actinopteri; Gadiformes; Gadidae
Exons: 3
Coding region: 1-912 (303 amino acids)
Source: RefSeq, a predicted model, not a curated record